Enterobius vermicularis (human pinworm) is the source of this 1197-nucleotide messenger RNA. Lineage: Eukaryota; Metazoa; Nematoda; Chromadorea; Rhabditida; Oxyuridae. The record is from the annotation of a GenBank genome assembly.
AUGUACUACGGCAAGCUUCUCGUAGAAUUACUGACUGUUGCUCUACUACUAUUACCUACAUCAGUUUAUUCUGAACAGCUCAAGUCGUCUACAAAAUCGACUUCAAAAAAUCGGUCAGAGUUUUCAAGAAAUCUAAAAAUUUUGAAGCAAGUGAGCUUUGUGAAGCUUCCAAAAUCACUCAAUAAAUCUUCAUCUAUCCGGCGAAAGCAUCCGUUAGAAGAAUUUAUUGCCAGUGAUGGUUUGCUGUACGAUUUCACUCGGAAGACUUUGUCAAGACUUCGCCGAUCGAAAAGAGAAUCUGAGUCAAUGAAGAGAAUUGCGCACUUCAACAACGAGUACCACCCAAGGUCUCCUUUUCUCUACAAGUUUCAUGAUAGAUUGCCGAUACAACCGAGCGCUCAUAGGUUACGAAGGCAGCGGCAUAUCAACAAGUUGCUUAGCGACGAACUUCAAGGUUCUCCAGAAGUUAAGAAAAAUAUUGUAGACGAUGUAAGCAGCGAAAAAGUCGUUGAAGAUGAUGACAGUGAGGAGCCACAAGCAGUAGAAUAUGUUAGUGAUGGUUCUCGAGAGGAAACUUCGAACGAUAUUGAAGUUGCCGAACCUGAUCAACGAAAACAACCGAGGAUGUAUUCGUCAGUCGAAGACAUUUUUAAACACAUUCCAGAAAUACCACCUUUAUCCUCUGAAUCAAGUGAUAACGAUAAAAGCGACGAUUACGUUUACGAUAACAAACGAGACCUAAGUGAAGAUGAACUUAAAAAAAGUCGUCUCUCUUCAAGUAUCUCAUCAAAUCAUUUAAAUGGUAAUAAUGCUGAAAAAUCAGAAGAAGGUUCUAAGCCACAAUCUUUGCCGGCAGAAAAAGCAGCGACACAAACAGUUUCCGGUAGUGAAAAAACAUCUAAAAAAGAUUCAAAUACUGAGGCAGCGGCAGGUGACGAUGAAGAUUCAUCUUCAUUGUCAGUGCCAGUUCAAGAAGAUAUUCAAGAACAAGAGAUACCUUCUGGUUAUAUGGGAACUUUGCUAGAACUAAAAAUUUCGGAUGAUCCUAACGAUGCAGCAAAUAUUUGCGACGAUGAAAGCGAAGGAAGCGGUCUUGGAGAUGCAAUUAGUGACAGUGAAGCAGUUCCUGCUCCAUACCGAGGAAAAGAAACAGCAGCUGCUGACGUUACCAGUAAACAUCCAGAUUCCGGAGGUUAA